CGUGGUUGCUUCAGAUAAUGAUGCUGAUCGCAAACGUUAGGUAUAUAAGCAAAUAAAUGUCUUAUUACUCUGCUUUGAGAUUCAGACACCUCUAGAGAGGUUACAGGAAAAAGGAUGCGGUGGCUGGUGGUAUUGUCACUGGCGGCUGCACUGGCGCUGGUGGCGGGGCGCACGCGCAACAGCUUCGACGACGUAGACCUGGAGAUGCUGCUGAAGGAUGAGCCGCAGUGGCGAGCCAUAUACCGCUGUCUCAUGGAUAGAGGGCCGUGUCUGCCUGAAAUGCAGAGAUUUAAAGAUAUGCUCCCGGGAUUGGUGCAGAAGAAGUGUGAGCAGUGUUCAUCGAAACAGAAAGAGAAGUUCGAUCAGGCGAUCAAGCUAAUCGCGUCUAAAUAUCCCAGUGAUCUGCAGGAUUUAAUGGCCAAGUAUUCUCCAAAAACAGAAUUAAACUAAGCAUUGGUAAAAUAAUAACACAGUGUGAUAGGUUCCACUCUGCGACGCAUACGACAAUUAUAAUAACUGGCGACUGACACAUGUGACUAAUAAAUAAAUCCAUGCAACGCUUUCUCCAACAGUUGUAUAUUACAGUUGUAUAUAAAGCAGGGCUCCCAUAAUAUAUACAAUAUUAUGUGGCGGUCCGGUUGCUAAAGGAGGGGCGUGUGCCCAGCAGUCGGUCGCAUAUAGGCUAUUUAUGUUUAUGUAUAUUAUCUUUUAUGUAAUGUUAUGUGGACCCAGCUUUAUUAAUAUUAUGUGUUUAUUUUUAUAGCGUAUUUUUUAAAGUGCUUAUAUUUAACCUUUUUUAUUUAUUUUACGCGAAUAAAAUAUAACGCUAUGUUUUAUUAUAUUGUGUAAGACUAAUGCCAGGAAAAUUAUGACUACAAAUCUACAAUACAGUCACGUAUUUAAUAUUUUUGAAUUUAAUAUUUCCAUUUGGAUUUUAUGUAUUCUUGACAUUAAUUUUAUUUGAGAUUUAUAUUUUUCAUUCAAAAUUAAUAAACCUAUCUUAUCUGUUGUUUUUUCGGGAUACUAAUUACUAAAAGUUUUUUAUUAUAAAUGUAUUUAAUUGUAAAUUAAAUAAGGAAUGCCUAUCAUCUAUGUUACUAUUAUAAUAAUAUAAAAUAUAUCUAGUUACAUGAAACUAACUUAUUUGUUAAUAACAAUGUGCUUAAUAAUUUUAAUGCUAUUUAUUCCACGUACCUUUAAGUAUGAGAUUAAAGAAUAAUAUUAUUUAUAUUAUAAUAGUUGAGUGUUUUAUUUAUUAUUGAUACACUCGUAACGUGUUACCACAGUAACAUAAUAUACAUCAAUGCAUUGAUUGCAGGCACCUGCCUGCAUGCCACCUGGCAUGGAUGUUUUUGAGAAUCGACUAAAAUAAAAAAAUAUAUUGGCCUAAGAUCACGCUAGACUAACGAUAAGUGGAAUCAUAUAUGUAGACUAACAUAGAUAUACCUCUUCUCGUAGUAAAUCCUUCCUUUCCUCCUUUCCUUUUAUGUUGUAUAUUUUAUUUCCUUUUAUAUUGUAUAAACUCUCUGGAUAACUAAUAACUUUGUUUGAGGUUUACGCGGUUUAACGCGAUAUGAACCCGGUAUUAUGUGUUUUAAUUAUAACUAAUAACUGUAUUUUCUUCUCAUAUUAAGUGAAUUUGUAAUUCUUUAUGGUAAAUAAAUAUCUUUAACCAGAAUUAUACGCGAGCAAUAAACAGUUUUACGUAUUUGCUCUUAUACAAAC
Molecule: messenger RNA, 1725 nt
Organism: Pectinophora gossypiella (pink bollworm)
Lineage: Eukaryota; Metazoa; Arthropoda; Insecta; Lepidoptera; Gelechiidae
Product: ejaculatory bulb-specific protein 3-like
Exons: 3
Coding region: 115-450 (111 amino acids)
Source: RefSeq, a predicted model, not a curated record